AUGGAGUUUUUUACCGACAACGUAUCUUUCAACCAUGAUGAAAUUACGAUAGAAGAUCGUAGACGAAGACGAGCAGUAGCAUCUAGACGCGCACUAGAAGAGGCAAACGCAAUAUUUGACGAGACAGACUCAAUAAUUGAAGAGAUAGACUCAGUUUAUGAGAUCACCGCCGAUAUCCAGUUUAAACCUAAACCGGCAAGUAAGGUUGAGGUUGAGUCUUUGUCAAGGAAAGUAUACAAGAAGACGUCAAGUUCCGACAUGUGCACAAUUUGUUUGGAUGAGUUUAAAACAGGAGAAAGAGUCGUGACGUUACCUUGCGGACACGAGUUUGAUGAUAGAUGUAUCCUCGAGUGGUUUGCCACCAAUCAUGUUUGUCCACUGUGCCGUUUCCAGCUACCGCGUGAAGAUCAGGUGAAACGAGCCCUAGAAUUUGGUUUAGGGAUUUAA
This is a messenger RNA of Microthlaspi erraticum, 447 nucleotides long. Lineage: Eukaryota; Viridiplantae; Streptophyta; Magnoliopsida; Brassicales; Brassicaceae. The record is from the annotation of a GenBank genome assembly.